AUGUACAAAAUCCUCCUCUCGAGUCAACACUCGAUCGAGCCACCGCAAUUUUUCCACAGUCCAAUACUUCACAUUGCCGUUAACUUCACAGAUGGGAUGUUCAGAGGAAUGUACAAUGGAAAGCAGUAUCAUGUGGCUGAUGUCGCCGCCGUGCUUAGUAGGGCUUGGAAUGCCGGCGUUGAUCGGAUUGUUGUGACUGGAGGUUCUCUAGAGGAAUCAAAGGAAGCUCUGGCAAUUGCCGAAACUGAUGCAAGACUCUUCUGCACAGUUGGUGUUCAUCCAACAAGAUGUAAAGAAUUUGAUGACAGUGGUGAUCCGGAGGGGCAUUUUAAGGCUCUUUUGUCAUUGGCUAGAGAGGGAAUUGAGAAAGGCAAAGUAGUGGCGAUCGGAGAAUGUGGUUUGGACUAUGAUAGGCUUCACUUCUGCCCAGCUGAAAUUCAAAAGAAGUACUUUGAGAGGCAAUUUGAAUUAGCAUAUGUGACGAAGUUGCCAAUGUUUCUUCACAUGCGAGCGGCAGCUGAGGAUUUCUGCAAUAUUCUUGAGCAAAAUAAACACAAGUUUUGCUCUGGGGUUGCUCACUCUUUUACUGGUGGUGCCCAAGAUCGUGAUCGUCUUCUCUCAUUCAAUAAUCUGUUCAUAGGCGUAAAUGGAUGUUCUCUAAAGACUGCUGAGAACCUUGAUGUUGUGAAGGGAAUUCCUGUCGAGCGACUGAUGAUUGAAACAGAUUCUCCAUACUGUGAAAUUAAGAACACACAUGCAGGGAUGAAGUUUGUGAAAACCUUAUGGCCUUCAAAGAAGAAGGAGAAACAUGAUCUGGAGUGCAUUGUCAAAGGCCGGAAUGAACCAUGUUUAGUGCGGCAAGUGCUUGAGGUGGUGGCUGGCUGUAAAGGAAUUGCCGAUAUUAAUCAGCUUAGCGAAACUGUGUACCACAACACCUGCAGAGUGUUUUUCCCUCAGGAUUUGGACACUGCAGCAGAUGCACUUCUUGCUGCUAGACAGAGUGCCUCAUGA
Striga hermonthica is the source of this 1011-nucleotide messenger RNA. The record is from the annotation of a GenBank genome assembly. Lineage: Eukaryota; Viridiplantae; Streptophyta; Magnoliopsida; Lamiales; Orobanchaceae.